Lepidothrix coronata (blue-crowned manakin) is the source of this 1078-nucleotide messenger RNA. It is a transcript of the gene RAB23, whose product is annotated as RAB23, member RAS oncogene family. Gene Ontology annotation, molecular function: GTP binding; GTPase activity. NCBI's taxonomy places the organism in Eukaryota, Metazoa, Chordata, Aves, Passeriformes, Pipridae. The coding region runs from base 326 to 1039 and encodes 237 amino acids. The record is from RefSeq and is a predicted model, not a curated record. The transcript is spliced from 7 exons.
GUGUCUGCGCGGAGACCCUCGGGGGUCUCGUCUUCGCCCAGAAUGGCCAUACGGACUCCCGGUGCUAACGGGGCUUGCCAGACACUGUAGAAACGGAUGUAGGCUGGCGUUUAGUGCAACCAAGGCAGCCCAGAAACGGCGUCUGUCUGGGCGAGCGGAGCGAGGGUGCCGGGUAGCGCAACUCUGCCAGCACGGAGUGCGAGUGGGGGGGUGGGCAGAGCCUUUAUAAGGGAUGUAUUUCCCAUCCUUCCAAAGGAGGGUGGCGUGCCUCUUGGGAGAAUCAACAGUUUCCUGAAUAAAGCAGAGAGUUGCCUGAGACACAAAGAUGUUGGAAGAAGAUAUGGAAGUUGCCAUCAAGGUGGUAGUUGUAGGAAAUGGAGCUGUUGGGAAGUCCAGUAUGAUUCAGCGAUAUUGCAAGGGGAUUUUUACAAAAGACUACAAGAAAACUAUUGGUGUAGAUUUCCUGGAAAGACAAAUCCAAGUUAAUGAUGAAGAUGUCAGGCUAAUGUUAUGGGACACUGCGGGUCAAGAAGAAUUUGAUGCAAUAACUAAGGCCUACUAUAGAGGAGCCCAGGCUUGUGUUCUUGUGUUUUCUACAACUGACAGAGACUCCUUCAAAGCAAUCCCCACCUGGAAAGAAAAAGUUGUGACCGAAGUUGGAGACAUUCCCACAGUUCUUGUGCAGAAUAAGAUUGAUCUUCUUGAUGACUCUUGCAUAAAGAAUGAGGAGGCAGAAGCACUGGCAAAAAAGCUAAAAGUGAGGUUCUACCGAGCGUCCGUGAAGGAAGACCUGAACGUAACUGAAGUUUUUAAGUAUUUGGCUGAUAAGUAUCUUCAAAAGCUCAAGCAACAAACAGCUGAAGAUUCAGAACUAGUACAUACAAGCAGUAACAAGAUUGGUGUUUUUAAUACAGCUGGUGGAAGUCACUCCAACCAAAAUUCUAGCACUCUUAAUGGUGGAGAUGUCAUCAACCUUAAACCCAACAAACAGAGGACCAAGAAAAACAGAAGUCCUUUUAGCAACUGCAGUAUACCUUAGACCACUUUUAAAGGAAAUAAAGCAACCCAGUGAAUUGGA